Ictalurus punctatus (channel catfish) is the source of this 6065-nucleotide messenger RNA. RefSeq lists its product as uncharacterized. The transcript is spliced from 3 exons. NCBI's taxonomy places the organism in Eukaryota, Metazoa, Chordata, Actinopteri, Siluriformes, Ictaluridae. The coding region runs from base 84 to 1166 and encodes 360 amino acids. The record is from RefSeq and is a predicted model, not a curated record.
CAGCACCCACACGUUCACAACAUCACACCCACACACGCACCUGCAUUCAGAACCACUACAACGGUUUACACACAGCAUGCCAUAUGAAAACAACCACCACCAACACCACCAACAUCACCACCACCACCACCAACACCACCAUCUCCAACACCAUCUCCACCACCACCAACACCAACACCACCAUCUCCAACACCAUCUCCACCACCACCAACACCACCAUCUCCAACACCAUCUCCACCAACACCAUCUCCACCAUCUCCAACACCAUCUCCACCACCACCAACACCAACACCAUCACCACCAACAACACCACCACCAUCUCCAACACCAUCUCCACCAACACCACCAUCUCCAACAUCAUCUCCACCACCACCAACACCAUCACCACCAUCUCCACCACCAUCUCCACCACCACCAUCACCAACACCACCAACACCACCAUCUCCAACACCAUCUCCACCACCACCAUCUCCACCACCAACAACACCAACACCAUCACUACCAACAACACCACCACCAUCUCCAACACCAUCUCCACCACCAACACCACCAUCUCCAACACCAUCUCCACCACCACCAACACCAUCACCACCAACACCAUCUCCAACACCACCAUCUCCACCAACACCAACACCACCAUCUCCACCACCACCAUCACCAACACCACCAUCUCCAACACCACCAUCUCCACCACCACCAACACCAAAACCAUCACCACCACCAACACCACCAUCUCCAACACCAACUCCACCAUCUCCACCAACACCAACACCAUCUCCACCACCACCAUCUCCACCAUCUCCACCACCACCACCACCAUCUCCACCACCACCAACACCAUCACCACCAACAACACCACCACCAACACCAACACCACCAUCUCCACCACCACCAACACCAACACCACCAUCUCCACCACCACCAACACCAACACCAUCUCCACCACCACCAUCACCAACAUCACCAUCAUCACCACCAACACCACCACCAACAACAACACUACCAUCCCCACCACCAACAACAACACCAUCACCACCAACACCAUCAGCAGCACCACCACCAACACCACCAUCUCCAACACCAUCUCGCAUAAAGCGCAUAAAGCAAAACAAUACAGCGCAGAUAACAAUACAAACACAAUACAAACUCAACUAAACAAGUCGUAAUGGAAAACCAACAAGAGAAAGCAACAAAACAAAACGAAAGUGCACAAACCAUAGGAGCAAAAGCACCAGCGGAGAAGGACGCGUCCAGACAUGCUCAUUAGCUCACCUCAAAUAUCAAAAACAUACGAGCUAAAAUGUCCGCACCCAUCCGGUCACUAUGAUAUUACAGAAAGGGGUUGUACGUACCAAAACAUACGGAGACCACGUCAUUUCUCCGCCAGCCAAAGUUAAACUCACCAGAAAAGCUAAAAGCAUGAAUGCGGUAGCGUAUAACCGCCUUAAAUAUGCUUCCAAAACAGGACACUAAUGACGUCCAUGUCAAAACAGUUGCAGGGUAAUUGACCCCAUUAAAAGAGAUGCACAUCUACUACACACUUAAAGGUCAAAGGUCACGGUAAUGGUGAGGCCAAACCGUAAGCCACCAUCUUUACUGUCUCUGCAGUGGGCUGUUUAAUUCUGCAUUCUGAUUGGUCAGUAGGUGCUGAUUAGUUCUCCAUAACAGCAAUGACUUUGGUGGGGGUUAUAUAGCGAUGCACCCACUGUGAUGUCUUCCAGUUUCUAUAGUAACAGCUCGUUCACAGGGACUUGUACCAUGCAGCAGACGCUUCACAUCUCUGGAACGCGUCUCCGUUGGAAGCACUAUCUAGCGAUCAGUGAUCAGCGUUUCCAACUCUUUGCGGUUUGUUUUGCAGGAUAUGAAAUGUAACUAUAAACGGAUAAAAAAAGCGCGAUGCAUCAUAAGAGGAUAUACAGAGUAAUAAAACACUCAGAGACACGCUGUUGCAGGAAAAUAACCAACAUCGUGGUGGUAACAGUAACACCGCUUCAAUCACACCGCCACGUAAUUGAUUAUUUUCCUAUAAUGGCAUGACACGGAGUGUUGUACUCCUUAGUUAGCAUUAGUUGAACCGUUUCAGCUCCUCCUGACUACCACGAGAAACCAUAGUCAUGUGUCAAAGUGUCACAACCGAUGACGGCCAAGCUGAAUUUUCAGCCUCCGCAAGAAAUUGUUCACAGGAAAUUCUCCAAGAUGACUUGGACUUUUAGCUCCAAAACACGUGCUGCACUUAUUUAUAGACGCGCUCCUGGGUCAGAGGAACGUUCUAGUCCACCAUAGGUUUCAUGGCAAACCGGCCUGGUGAACAGAAUCAUUGGCGAGAAAUUUGCUCUAGUGAAAUUAGGACGCUCGUAGGGUCUCUUAAACAGAACAGCUUUUAUCUCAAGCUGUCCAAAUAAGGCAGCCUACGCAGGGAGCUGCCUGCUGAUUAGGACGUAACGACGGUCUUAAAGAACUCGUCUGACCUUUCACGUGACCACCGAAAGGAAUGCGCAGGUGUGUGUGAGAACUUUAUGUGAGUAUUGAUUCGGACAGUGCUUUCAGGUAAGACCACAUUUUUUUCACUGGUGGUAGGCCACACACACAUACACACACACACACACACACACACACACACACACAACCAUCAGCAUAAUAAUCACCUCCUGGGAAAAAAAAUAGACCAGACGGACAAACAGGAAGCAGCUGUUGCCAGGGAAACGGGCAGGCGGGCAGAGUGUGGGCGAGAUUGUGAGGUAAGACAAGAGGAGGAAAAAAGAGAACAAACAAGGGAAAAAAGAAGAAGGAGGGAGCGAGGGAGUGAGGCUAUGCUGAUCAGAUUUAAUAACGUUGUGCAAUGGGAAGAGAAAGGGGAAGCGAAUAUGAGCUCAGUGUGUGUGUGUGUGUGUGUGUGUGUGUGUGUGUGUGUGUGUGUGUGUGUGUGUGUGUGUGUGUGUACCUGCGUCUAUGGCCGGGAAUAGCAUAACUGACGUACAAAAUGACAAGCUGGAUCUGAAGCCCUGGCAACUGAGCUAUUAUUACUAAAUCACAUCUCUCUCUCUCUCUCUCUCUCUCUCUCUCUCUCUCUCUCUCUCUCUCUCUUCCCCACUCCUAUUACAUCAUUUAUGUAACUUUUUUUUUUAAUUUAGUUAAUCACAUUCAUGUUUAUGUGCCCAUGUCUAUUCAUGACCCCAGUAUAUUUUGGUAAAUGAAUAAUAAACUCAUUUCCACUUUAUCCUUCUCCGUUCGUUCUAAAAAGUUCUCCAAAGCUGUAAUCAGGAAGCCUGUUCCUCUUGCUCAUCCCAGGACUCUUCUGAACAUCCUGUAAACAUGCUCAGUACCGAGCAGAGGAAGUGGCCCAUCAAAAUCCGGCUUGUUUCUUGAAGAAGUAGAUGCUUUCGUGCAUUUAAGCAGCUCAAAUGGCCAGAUGUGAGAAAAAAAAGAGGGUCGCAGAUCUAGCGGCUGGGUGUUUGUGGAGCAAUGACAUCUCAAAUCAAGCAUUAAAAUGAACUAAAGCUCAAAUACACCGCCAAAACAUGUCCAUUCCCGUACAGCUUUGUAUAUACAAGUAUGCGGCAUUUUCCAUCGACGUCUACAAAAUAAAAUCCCUGCAAUGUUGCGAAUCACAUCAUGGAAACGUUGUAGGAACGUUCAUAAGCGCGACUUAAACACGAUCAGAACAUCUAGAAAACCGUGACAGACUGAACGUUCUUGGAACCCAAAGUUCCUAGAACUGUAAUGCUCAUAAAGCAUGGCCUCAUCCGUUCACGUGAGUAGAGGAGGAUUUAGCAAAAUCGUGUUCCUGUGCUUGUAGGCGUGACCUUUUAUUAUCAUAUGACAAUCAUCCCAUCUAUCGCCUACGGUGUGUGAAUGCACCACAUCACAAGUUAACUUUAACCUGGGUAACUAUAGUAUACACACACACACACACACACACACACACACACACACACACAUAUGUGGUUAUCGUGAUUAUUCUGUUGCUCCGAUCAUUGUCCUGACGCUGUAUAAUCGCACUCUGGAGUCACGGCACUGAGUCAUAUCUGCGCUAAUAGGAAGCUAAUGUAAGACGGCCUUCCGAGCAUCCGCUUUCCUAGAAAGCUGUGUGUUUGGAGGCUCCCCCUGCUGAGGCGCUGGCUCUGUUUUUUCCCGCAUCACCUUACCACACCCGCGGCAUAGAACAUGGCGCAAAGUCCGCCAGUAAGUGACACAAAUGAUACAGAUGUGAGAUUAAAGCCACAAACUGCCAGCUGGCGCUAUUCUAAGAGCCAUCCGUCCAGGGCGAAGGUGUUCUUAAGAGCUUCUUCAGAAAUAACAGACCGAUCCAUCGACUGAUAAACACCAGUGAGUCAUAGUGAACAAAAAGAAAUCUAUAGAACAGGAAGGAACAUUUCCUCAAAACAGAUAUCAUACUUUCCUUCUUAAUGUUAAGGAAAGUCUAAAAAGAAAAAUUAAAAAAAUAGAAAACUAGGCAGCGAAGGUGAAGGUGAUGUUAGAUACGGACGCUAAAAUCUGAUAUCUAUCUAUAAAUAGCGCAGUAAUGAAAGUGUUGAGCGAUGCAUUAUACAUGCUACGUUUGCUACUCUGCAUAUAUUCUGACGUUCACGCCAAAAAUUGAAGCGUGUAUUGAUGUCUUCGUGAGACAGGAGGAUUAGCUCCGCUAGCUCGUAUACAAACAAAAGGUUCAGUAAACGAUCACGUGUUAAUAAUUGUACUAGACUCGCAGUGAGGACCGAACAGAUCCACUGGGAGAAAUCCAGAGUCGCUCAAACGCAGGCGAGAACAAGUCCUGCGCAGGCCUGCCUUCGGUUUCCGUGCUAGUCGACUUCCCCUAAAGGGCUCGGAAGUGCGUCAAUCGAACGCGCACGUACAGCGGAUGAUCGCUGCUUGCUAAAUGUCUCAUUUACCAACGUUCUUCUUCAAGGAAAAGCAGAGUGCAGAGACAUCAGAUUAGCCUGCAUGCUAAUUAGCACGUUUGAUAAGUAUCUUGCUUGCUAAUUAGAAGACUAGACAAGCCUUUAGCAGUCAGGUUUUACACUUCUGAACAAUUAAGAAAGCUUCAUGAUUUUAACACUUUAAACUGCUUCAUUUACUGAUUUAUUUAUUUAUUUAUGCUACUGUGAGCUAGCUAAAAAGCAAGAAUGCUAACUAGUCUUCUUAGCACAAUAAUGUCGGUCCGACAACAGAUGUAGCAGUUUAAAUGUCGAAGCUCCUGGGUCUCCUGAGUCCACUCGAGUCCUUGUUCAGUUCAGUUCAGUUGAGGAAGUAAGUAAUGGAAAAGACAUGAAGUCCCAGAGAAGUUAAAGGUCACGUCUUCUGUCUGCAGUGUGAAUUAGGGGGUCACGGGGAGCCUGGAGCCAAUCCGCACGAGGCGGGGGACACCCUGGACAGGGAGCCAAUACAGUGCAGGACACAAUCACACACACACUCACACACUACACACAAUUUAGAAAUGCCAGUCAGCCUACAGUGCAUGUCUUUGGACUGGGGGAGGAAACCGGAGUACCUGGAGGAAACCAUCGCAGCACAAGAUCAUGCAAACUUGGCAUACACGGAGGAAGGCGGGAUUUGAACCCCCAACCCCAGAGGUGCGACGCAAACAUGCUAAAUAAUAAAUUAUUAGAGAGAUAUUACGAUAUCCACAACAUUUCAGAAAAGCAUAUUGCGACAUAUUGCGAAUUUAUCACAAUACUGAUGUUAUAUCUUUUCACGGAUGUUUUCUUUCCUUUCAGUGGGUGGGGCUUAUCUUAGGUAAAGAUGAUGAGCUGAGAUUAUAAUUCAACCCCUCAAUCAACCCAACUGCGGAAGUGAAGCAUUGUUCUUAGCAGUGUUCUUUAUUUUGUUGUUGUUGUUGUUGUUGUUGUUUUGGGGGGUUUUAUCUUCAGGAUAUAAGAACGAAAGGAAAAAAGAAAGAAAAGAAAUGCUGGCUACAGUAUACCAAAUGCAUUGAACUAACCAUUUACAAUAUUACAUUCUCCACGUUCUCCAUCGUCAUCGCCGUUUCCGUCACUUCUGCGCUUCUCAAACUUUUUCCACCACCAUAGUUCCGAUCAAUCAAUAAACGAGUUUCAUGAUUCAUCACA